AUGCCUGCUCCGCCCGCUGAGCCCCCCUCACCAAGACUAACGCGUACUCGCACGACGCCCAAUCGAGCACACUACGAGAAGAAUCGCAGUCGAUCGAGACAGGCGUCUGGCGGGUCGUCUAGACCGACAUCAUCUAAGGGCACACAGGAUUCUAACAAUCCUAGUGAGCGCGAAGUCAGGAAGAUGAAGAGCGCGGGUGAAUUGCGGCGGAAUCACCCCCAGUUGCCACAACCCCCCUCCAAGUCUGCGGCCCCGUCACCUCAGCGAGUAGCCAUGUCGGAAUACGUUACAUCCGCGUCAAGUUCCAAUUUAUUGGAUGUCGCCACUUCCCGUGAUAGCCAGGUUUUGCCGAAGCGUUUUGCCAGUCUUGGUGUGGCCGCUGGUCCAUCGUCUCCCAAUCAUAGCCGGCCAAGGCUGACGAUGGACAAUAGCUUUUGGGAUAGUACGCCCGGUGAGGAGGACGGUGAAGAGGAUGUUCUUGGUAAGCCAAUGCCUAGGAGGGCAACUCUGUCGCGAGACCACCCACAGGCACCACAAAUAGAUCAAGACAAUGCCCUUGCCCAGCUCCCGUCUCCACCUCCGAAGGAUGAGAAAGACAAGAGUCGCCGCUGGGGGUUCUUGAAGAAGAUGUCGAUGGGAAAGAUGCGGACAGACUCAUCACCGAGAGUACCAUCGACCGGUCGGUCCCCAGGUCCUCCCUAUCGACAGACUCUGUCUAGGGCGCCGUCCAUGACGGGAACGGCGCCAGGAGUUCCGCAAAUUGACGUUCGCAUUUCGACCACUGGAGCGUUGCUGAAUGCCGCCAACCAUUCCCUUCCACCGAUACCGUCGGAUGCACCUCUUCCGGUCUUGACAGAAGCCCCCUCACCGCCACCACCGCAAGUACCGGAGAAGCCAUACUUGGACGCGCUGAAAAUGCCGUCAUCACCUUCCAAUCUCUUAGCUCCUACGCCAACUCCCCGAGCUACGAAACGCAGGAGUUUCUUACCGAUAGACAUGUCUCCCAUUCCCAUUCCAACCCCAUCGACAUUUGUUCGUGAUGUUGUUGCUUCAGGAAGCAGCGAAGAUCUGGAAGAGGUUCACAAACCGGCCCUCGAUCCUGUUGUUCUGCAGAAGGAAGCCCUGGAGCAGAUGCAGCGGCGGGAAGAAGAGAGGAUCCACGAGGCUCGUGUUCGCGCGCUGCGUUCGGUCAUGGCGUACCUCCGCGAUAUGCAUGACCUUGGAUUGACGUAUGCCAACGUUACUCCUGUGGAUCCACUGGGUGGUAUACGAUCACGGCGUCCCACCGUAGUCGAGAGCCGACUUCCGUCAGACACUUCCCUAGGGUCUGUGGUCUCUGUUUCAUCUACUCCGUCUCGGCCUGGUUCCACGGCUCAGUUGCGAUCUUCCGAGUCUUGGUCAGGCCUACGCACUGGUAGCACUACGCAGACAAACAGUGUUGCCACGACGGACAGUAGCGGAUCUGGAGAAGAGCGGAAGCACAAAGAUGAUAGAGGAAAACGGUCUAAGAUCAUCCGCGAAAUCGUCGAGACCGAACGAACAUAUGUCAAAGGCCUUCAAGAGCUGGUGGAUAUUUACAUUGAUCCUGCGGCUGCGACUGUAUCUGGCCUCGGUAACGUUGGCCAAAAGCAGGAGACCGUUGUGCCCGCUGCCGAGCGUAAGGUCGUGUUCAGUGGGCUGGAAGCUCUGUUUAGAUUCCACAAGGAUAGCUUCUUGCCGGCAUUGGAAAGAGCAUCUGCUUCUCUUUUAGUCUCGUCUGAAGAACUGGCCGCGAAGGAUGCUGAUGGCUACCUGUCCUUGGACGUAGCUAUGAAAGUUGCCCAGAUUUUUGUCUCGCAUGCAGCGUUCAUGAAGAUGUAUUCAACUUAUAUAAACAACUUUGACAAUUCUGUGCAGAGGAUCAAAAUGUGGACGUUAGACAGGCCGCCGACGUCGUCCGGACAGACACUCUCGCCUUCGUCAAGUAGUGCCCAGCUUGCGGGUUUAGGGAUCUCGAUGUCGAGUAUCAGCGUUCCCGGUGCUCUGCAGGACAGUGCUGCCAUUCAAGCAAGCACGGCGGUAUUGACAUCGAGUCAACGGAAACGCAUCAAAAACUAUUUAAAGCGGUGUCGCCUUAACCCUCGUCACUCGCAGUUGAAUCUGGAAGGAUAUCUUCUUCUGCCAGUUCAACGUAUCCCCCGCUAUCGCCUGCUGCUAGAAGAGCUUGUCAGGAGUAGCCCUCCCAUGUACGACUAUGUGGACGAUCCUCUGGAGCGGGCACUGGCGGAGAUUUCUUCGCUAGCCAACAACAUGAACGAAGGCAAGCGUGAGUCAGAGUCUCGGAGACGGCUUGUGCAGUGGCAGGCGCGGAUUCGGGGCAAGUUUCCGAGUCCUCUCGUUCAGCCACAUCGACGACUGAUCAUGGAUGGACCUCUGCAUCUGACCCGAGUUGUCCGAAAGGCAACAGUGUCCUUUGAAGUGAUCGAUGCCCAGGGAGAUACUUCUGAAGUCCAAGUAGAAUGCUUGUCACCUGAGCUGACUCCUCGCUCCUUGAUCGGCAUUUUAUGCAACGACCUUCUAGUGUUAUGCCGAGACCCAUCUGAAGGGCAGGAUCCCGGUUGUGCGGUGGAUCUAUGGGCCGUGCUACGAAUGCAAACAUUGCCCCAGCCAGCAAGUAUUGUCCAUGGCAAUGCCCUUCGUUUAGUGGACAACAAGGCGAUCUUAUAUUUUGAUGCACCGUCAACAUCUGACGCACUGACAUGGUUUAGAGGUAAUGUUGCCGCCCCCAUUGGUUGCGAAGAUGAAUUCUAA
Molecule: messenger RNA, 2790 nt
Organism: Fibroporia radiculosa
Lineage: Eukaryota; Fungi; Basidiomycota; Agaricomycetes; Polyporales; Fibroporiaceae
Exons: 6
Coding region: 1-2790 (929 amino acids)
Biological process (GO): intracellular signal transduction
Molecular function (GO): guanyl-nucleotide exchange factor activity
Source: RefSeq, a predicted model, not a curated record